AUGAAUAGAAUAGUAAAAUUAAAGAAUAACAUAUGGAAGAAUAAUUUUUUUAGGGAUAUAUUAUUUUCAAAUAUAAACACAAGAAGAAUACCCUUCGUAGAUGAAAAAUGUGAAAAGAAUGGGGAAAAAGUAAAAAUAAUUUUAACUAAUCCGGUUAAUACAAACAAAGAUGAAAAAUGCAAAAUGAAAGAUUAUACUUGCUCCUUAUUUUUUAAUGAUGAUUACAUCAUUAUUAGUAAUAAAAAUAUAUUUAAUAAAAAAUUGGAUUUUGAAAGAAAGGAAAAACAAAUUUUACGUUUCUGGAAUAGAAGCCCUGGUGCAAGAUAUCCUAAAAAAGCAAAUAAUGGAGCACGCCCAGACUGUCGCUCUGUUAGAAAAAUUAGGAAACGUUUCAAAACUGGGAAGUAA
Messenger RNA from Plasmodium malariae, 408 nucleotides. Its product is annotated as conserved Plasmodium protein, unknown function. The transcript has 2 exons. The record is from RefSeq and is a predicted model, not a curated record. Lineage: Eukaryota; Apicomplexa; Aconoidasida; Haemosporida; Plasmodiidae. The coding region runs from base 1 to 408 and encodes 135 amino acids.